Messenger RNA from Komagataella phaffii GS115, 918 nucleotides. RefSeq names its product Protein required for transport of flavin adenine dinucleotide (FAD). Lineage: Eukaryota; Fungi; Ascomycota; Pichiomycetes; Pichiales; Pichiaceae. Gene Ontology annotation, cellular component: mitochondrion. The record is from RefSeq and is a predicted model, not a curated record. Gene Ontology annotation, biological process: nucleotide transport; folate import into mitochondrion. Bases 1 to 918 code for a protein of 305 amino acids. Gene Ontology annotation, molecular function: folic acid transmembrane transporter activity; FAD transmembrane transporter activity. The transcript has a single exon.
AUGUUUGACCAACCCAUCUUCGGUAUCAAGUCCGUAGAGAUUAUUUCGGGACUUAAUGCCGGACUUUGCUCUACCUUGGUCAAUCAUCCACUUGAUCUGAUCAAGUUGAGAUUACAAUUGAAUUCCCAUCAAACUUCCUUAUCAGGGGGUAUUAGUUCCGUUGUGAAAGAUAUUGUUCAUUUAUCUACCAAAAAUGGAAAACUUGACCCUAAAGUGCUAGUCAAGGAGUUUUACAGAGGAAUCACUCCAAAUUUGGUUGGAAAUAUGGCAUCUUGGGCCUUAUACUUUAUGUGUUAUAACGAAUAUAAAACGUUCUUCAGAAAUCCAACGUCCUCAACGUAUCUGAUGAGUGGAUUCUUAGCAGGAUGGUCUACUUCAAUCCUCACGAACCCUGUAUGGGUGCUGAAGACGAGAAUGGUUGCAACUCAUCAUUCUACCCCCGAGGGUUACAACUCGUUGUGGGAAGGUGCGUCGCAAAUACUCAAGAAAGAAGGUAUAUCAGGAUUCUGGAAGGGUCUUACACCGGCGUUAUUAAACGUCUCCCAAGGGGCUCUACAGUUCACGUUAUACGACACACUCAAGGACAGCCUGUAUCCUGAAAACCAAAAGGUCCUUUCGACCUACCAGUACAUCUAUGUCAGUGGCAUUUCCAAGAUUAUUGCUACAGUAGCAUUCUAUCCAUUGCAAGUCUUACGCUCAAGAAUGCAAGGCUUCGAAUUGCUCAAAAAUAGGCAGAGCAUGUCUCAUUUGGUGAUUGAAAUUAUCACAAAAGAAGGCGUACCAGGACUUUAUAAAGGGCUAGUCCCCAACAUGAUGAGGGUCCUCCCUGCCACUUGCAUAACCUUAACGGUUUACGAAAACACGAAAAAUCUUCUUAACGGUACAUCGAAUAGAAAAAACAAUAUCGAUAAUAAUUAA